AGCCGUCAAAGUUAAAAAAGCUUCGUUUUUUAAACUCUCAGAUUGAUUUCAGUUGAAGUCCCUGAGAAAAGCUUGAGCCUGCGAGUUUCAUGGAAGAAGAAGCUUCGAACGCAGCGUUGCCAGGCGGCUUCCUCGAUUUUCUGAAAGCGAAUGGUUUAGACCCUUCCAUUUAUGCCGAGAGUCAUUCGACCCCUCGUUACAUAAGGCUAAAGCCUGGUUGCGAAGCUCAAAUUGAAGAAAUUGAAGGUGAAAUCAAGUGCAAGCUUGAAAAAGUGGAUUGGCUGCCUGGCUUUUGUGCUCUUCCUCCCGACGUUCAAAUCGCUAACUCAAAUGCAUACAGAGAAGGGAAGAUGUAUGGAAUCGAUGCGGCGUCUGGAGCUGCUGUUUCAGCAUUGAAUAUCUCAGCUGGAGAUCAUGUUCUUGAUCUUUGUGCUGCUCCUGGUGCUAAGCUUUGUCUGAUAUUGGACAUUCUUGGUGAUUCUGGUUCUGUAACUGGUGUUGAUGUUUCAAGCCAUCGUUUAGCGGCUUGUAGGACAAUGUUGCAGAAAUAUGCAUUGGGCAAUCACUGCCGACUAUUUGUUGCUGAUGGGACAACCUUUUCCCUCGUGCCCAUGAGAAUUCAUUCCGAUCCAAAAUCAUGUGAAUCUGCUUUGGAAGAAAAUGUGACAUUCAAGGAGUGGACAUCUCGGAGACCAUGGAAAGAAAGGAAAAAAGCAGCUAGGGUAAGAAAAAGUGGCGCUGUGCAUUCAGGAAAUCAACUUCCAGAGCUCAUUUAUUAUGGUCGCCACUCUGGUGUGGUUGGACUGAAUAAAAGUGAAUUGUACCAAACAUUUCGUGACAGUGAGCUUUUGAGCUGUGGCUAUGACAAGGUCCUAGUGGAUGCAGAAUGCACUCAUGAUGGAUCAAUUAAACAUGUCCAAAAGUUUGAACAUUGGGGAUGGGAAACUCUUCAACGACGUGUAUUGGAUGCAGAGAGAAGUGAUAGCCUCACUGUGCUUCAGUUAAAGCUCCUAACCAAUGGUUUUAGAUUGCUAAAAGCUGGGGGACUUCUUGUUUAUAGCACUUGCAGCUUGACAGUUGCUCAGAAUGAAGACGUCGUAAAGCAGUUUCUUGAGGAAAAUCCGUUUGCUGAGUUGCAGGCGAUAGAUGGUGCUGAAAAUUGGCCAAGCAAGAACGGACAACUACCAAAUACCCUGCGCUUUGAUCCCUUGACUUCAAAAACUAGUGGACUUUUUGUUGCAAAGUUCUCAAAAUUGGCCAUUUAAUCUGGUUUUAGAUGUUCAAGAGCCCGAGUAAUAGUCCAUGUCAAUGUCAAGUGGCAUGGGGGGGUUAGACAUCUUUGAUGGCACUUCGGGCGUUAUCUUUGUGAUGGAAUAUAUUUGUACCUCAUCGACUCUUUUUAUAUUCUUUUAA
Messenger RNA from Prunus avium (sweet cherry), 1413 nucleotides. RefSeq names its product S-adenosyl-L-methionine-dependent methyltransferases superfamily protein. The record is from RefSeq and is a predicted model, not a curated record. NCBI's taxonomy places the organism in Eukaryota, Viridiplantae, Streptophyta, Magnoliopsida, Rosales, Rosaceae. Gene Ontology annotation, molecular function: RNA methyltransferase activity. Gene Ontology annotation, biological process: RNA methylation.